GUAGUUGUCACAUGACCACCUCAGCCGCUUCCUCUUUCUCCUCGAUUCCCUCCAGCAGGAACGGAAUCUGCCCUGCAUCAUCCUGACCAUAGAGCUCAUCCAGCAGCGCAGAGCAGAGAUGAUGGCUCUCAUCCACCGGCUCAUGGACUGGUUCAGGUCGCUCUUCUGGAAGGAGGAGAUGGAGCUGACGCUGGUGGGACUGCAGUACUCUGGAAAAACCACUUUUGUCAACGUUAUCGCUUCUGGUCAGUUCAAUGAAGACAUGAUCCCUACAGUCGGCUUCAACAUGAGGAAAGUCACCAAAGGCAACGUAACCAUAAAGAUUUGGGAUAUAGGCGGGCAGCCGCGGUUCAGGAGCAUGUGGGAGCGAUACUGUCGGGGCGUCAACGCCAUAGUGUACAUGGUGGAUGCUGCAGAUCGUGAAAAGGUGGAAGCCUCCAGAAACGAGCUACACAACUUGUUAGACAAGCCACAACUGCAAGGCAUUCCUGUACUUGUCCUUGGCAACAAAAGAGACCUCUCUAUUGCACUAGACGAGAAACAACUCAUCGAAAAGAUGAACCUGUCUGCGAUUCAAGACCGAGAGAUCUGCUGCUACUCCAUUUCAUGCAAAGAGAAAGACAAUAUAGAUAUCACAUUGCAGUGGUUGAUCCAGCAUUCAAAAUCUCGGAGAAGUUGAGAUCAAUCCCCGUCCUACCCAUAACCCCAGCUCCCAGCUCAGCCCAGCUCCUCUUCAGAGCGACGCAUCUGUCUGUCCAGUAGCAUUCAUUCUCUAUUACACAGACUGUCAGUAACACGUCCUCACCCGUGGGCCUCAGUCUCCACUCAACUCAUGAUUUGCUAUCAUUCGGCCUGUUUUGUUGGCUGAGUGGAUUUUACUUUACUU
Molecule: messenger RNA, 886 nt
Organism: Rhinichthys klamathensis goyatoka
Lineage: Eukaryota; Metazoa; Chordata; Actinopteri; Cypriniformes; Leuciscidae
Gene: arl8bb
Product: ADP-ribosylation factor-like 8Bb
Exons: 7
Coding region: 119-679 (186 amino acids)
Biological process (GO): protein transport; anterograde axonal transport
Cellular component (GO): lysosomal membrane
Molecular function (GO): GTP binding; GTPase activity
Source: RefSeq, a predicted model, not a curated record